Molecule: messenger RNA, 1314 nt
Organism: Octopus sinensis (East Asian common octopus)
Lineage: Eukaryota; Metazoa; Mollusca; Cephalopoda; Octopoda; Octopodidae
Product: protein phosphatase 1 regulatory subunit 12A-like
Exons: 3
Coding region: 1-1314 (437 amino acids)
Source: RefSeq, a predicted model, not a curated record
AUGGCAGACUCACACCCUAAGAAGACCAAAAAUAUCUCAACAAAUCCAACAUUUCCAGCCUCUCCAUCACAUGAUGCACCCCCACAUAUAACUGUCAGUCCACCACCCCUUGCAACACCACCAGCAAAAGACUCACUACCAUCAACAUCAUCAUCAUCAUUAAAAGCAUCAUCAACAACGGUGACUACUGAGAUUUCUACUAGUGCCCGAUUGGCAACAUCAAGACAGUCUAGUAGUGUAGAUUCAUCUGCUUGUACAGAAAAAUUGACAAGAUCGUCGUCACAAAAUGUUUCAAGUGUAAAACAAUUACCUUCAGUAUCAACUUCUUUGUCUGGAGCUAGUACUUCUUUUCAGACCAGGACUGGCACUGCCCCGAAACCCAUAGCCAAACCUACCAGUUUGAGUCUGUAUCGUCCCCUCGAAAAUGGUGGGAUCGGUUACAGUCUGAACGCCUCAAAACAUUUUAAAGAAGGGGAUAAAAAAGCGAAAAAAGGUGACAAAGAAGAUUUAAAUUCGAAAUUUAAGCAAAAGACAAGACGUUGGUACUCAGCUGAUCAAGAGCCAGAGUAUUUUACAGAAAAUGAAACACCGGAACAAACCCAACAUAAGACUGAGUCUGAAAGUCACAAAGGAACUUUUAAUAAAAGUAAUAGUCUAGAAGAGGGCCAACAGAAGAGAGUUCUUGAUAGAAGAGGUGCAUUCAAGUUUAAUAAAAGCAAAUUAAAAGGUGGCAGUCAGCAACGAUGUAACACUAAAAAAGAAAAGGAUAAAAUGCAGAAAAGAAAACGUAAAAAGAUCAAUCGUUAUAUUGGACAUUUGGGGAGUAGCAAUGAGGGAAGCGAUGAAAGUGAAGGCUUCGAAAGUUCGGGCCGCGAACAGAAAGGAACUUUAAAUCGACUGAGUAAUAGUUUCAAUCUUGGUUUACUUGGACUAGGGCUCGGCGCAACUCGUUCAAGCCAGAAAGAUGAGAAAAAGAAAAAGUCUAGUAAGAAGAAAAAAGAGGAUAAUGAAAAUAGUUGGUCUUUUAAAAGAAGGAAGCCAAAACGUAGCAAAAGUGAAGGAUCGAAUAGCAGUGACGGCACAGACACAGACGAGAGUUCGGCAACUACUUCAGAAAGUGGCUAUCAUAAAAGAAAAAAAGGUGGUAUAGAUCAAGCUCUCAGAAAUACUGCCAUAAGAUCGGUAACAGAAAUGAUAACUGCAAUACAAGCAAUAGAGCUCCCGACUGUAACGCCAUUUGAUAGGAGGGAAGCGGUUCACAGAUCCGAGAGCAUGACUGAAAGAGAAGAGAUCAUUGUGGUUGUCGUACGAUAA